GUUGUCAUUGCAAGGCGGAUCAAUCUGCUAAGUUGAUAAAACACUAGACCUCUACAUUCUUCGCUCUUCGUACCAAAAUGGACAGCGACGCUCUUUUCCUCGUCAAGCAGCUCUUCUGGCAGGGGGCUUACAAAGCUUGCAUCAACGAAGCCACCUCGGUCGACAUCAGCGAUCAGACCGAUCCCGAAUCACUCUCCCGAGCCAUCUACGCCGCCCGAGCCCAUCUAGCUCUUCCAUCUCGCGAUAUCUCCUCUGCACUCUCCGUCCUCGAACCUGCUCUUACGGCUGACGAACCCGCCGCUUCCGUUCGUGCCGUCAAGUCCUUUGCCGAGUACCUCCAAGCCGAGGACAAGGCGAGCAAAGUCGAAGAGCUGAGGGAUCUCGUACUGGAAUACGAUGCCGAGGAGGUCAAUGACGAGACGAGAGAAGAGGAGAGGAUCGUAAGGAGUAUGGCAGGGACGGUAUUUAUCCUGGAGAAGGAGGUCGAAGAGGCUGUAACGACCUUGAGCGAAGGUUGCGGAAAGACCGACUUGGAAUGCACCGCUCUCUUGGUGCAAUUGCUGCUCAGCAUCCAUCGUCGUGAUGUCGCCCAGACUAUCUACCAGAACGCAAAGUCGUUCGGCGAAGACUCGUUGCUCAUGCAAAUCAUGGAGGCCUGGAUUGGAAUGAAGACGGGAGGUCGACCCCUCAACCAGUCGUACUACCUCUACGAAGAGCUCUACCAACUCCCUUCCGGUCGAACCCCUACCGUUUUAGCGUCUCAUGCUGCGGCUCAUCUUCUGCUCGGUCACGUCGAUGAAGCCAAGGCGGACAUUCUCGAGGCUCAACAGACUGAGAAUGGGAAGAACGAUGCUGCUGUGCUUAGUGUCGGCGCCACGUUGGGCAUGCCUGGGUGUUUCGAGCAACUGAAAUCGGUCGAUCCUUCUCACCCGAGCGUCUCCGAGUGGGAAGCAAAGUCCCGAGAAUUCGACGAGGCGGCCGCCAAGUUCAAGCCCGUUUCGGCUUGAUCUCGCGUAGACCUGUUCGAGCAUGUCAAACUGUUGUAACACGAGGAGUUUCUCUAGAUGGAGAUGAAUGAAUGGCCACUCCUGUGCGAAGUUGUUCUGUGCUUCGGUGGGCGGGUUUGUGCGA
Messenger RNA from Filobasidium floriforme, 1131 nucleotides. RefSeq names its product coatomer epsilon subunit-domain-containing protein. NCBI's taxonomy places the organism in Eukaryota, Fungi, Basidiomycota, Tremellomycetes, Filobasidiales, Filobasidiaceae. The transcript is spliced from 6 exons. Gene Ontology annotation, biological process: retrograde vesicle-mediated transport, Golgi to endoplasmic reticulum; endoplasmic reticulum to Golgi vesicle-mediated transport; intra-Golgi vesicle-mediated transport. Bases 78 to 1007 code for a protein of 309 amino acids. The record is from RefSeq and is a predicted model, not a curated record. Gene Ontology annotation, molecular function: structural molecule activity; protein binding. Gene Ontology annotation, cellular component: COPI vesicle coat.